Molecule: messenger RNA, 2191 nt
Organism: Dentiscutata erythropus
Lineage: Eukaryota; Fungi; Glomeromycota; Glomeromycetes; Diversisporales; Gigasporaceae
Source: the annotation of a GenBank genome assembly
AUGAGUACAUCUCAAGAAUUAAAUUAUGAACUUGAGAAAUUGAGAAAACGUUAUUAUGUACCUAGUAAAGAAAUUGAUAACUUAGAACGUUUAGUAUAUACAAAAUCUAUUAAUCAAAUAUAUGAAAUACCUACUAAUGAACUUGAAAAGUAUAAAAUACCUUAUGAAGAAUUUGAGAAAUUUAAACGAAAGUAUGAAAUAUCUGAUGAUGAACUUAAAAAAUUGCAAAAGUAUGAAGUAACUGAUAAAGAUUUUGAAAAUUUGAAACAAACGUAUAAAACAUUUGGUGAAGAACUUGAGAAACUGAAACAAAGUCAUAAAUUAUCAGGAGAUGAGCUUGAGAAAUUGAAAUCAACGUAUGAAAUCCCAGGUGAAGAACUUGAUAAAUUGAAAAUACCUAAUGAAGUACUUGAGAAUUAUAUAUUACCUGAUAAAGAACUUGAUAAAUUGAAACAAAAGUAUGAUAUAUCUUAUGAUGCACACGAGAAAUUGCACCUGAAACAAUUGUAUAGAAUAUCUAGUGAAGAAUUUGAGAUUUUGAAACAAAAACAUAAAAUAUCAGAUGAUAGUGAGGAAUUAAAAUCAACGUAUGAAAUAUCUGGUGAAGAACUCGAGAAAUUGAAACAAAGUCAUAAAACAUCAGAUGAUAUUCUUAAGGAACUAAAAUUAACGUAUAAAAUAUCUGAGGAAGAAUUUAAGAAUUGGAACAUACCUGAUAAUGAACUUAAGAAGUAUAAAAUACCUAAUGAAGAACUUGUGAAAUUGAAAUUAAAACAAGAAAUAUCUAAAGAACUCAAGUAUUUGCAAAAGUAUGUAAUUUCUAAUGAUGACAUUGAAGAAUUGGAAGAUAAAUAUAAAACAUCUGAUUAUGAAUUUAAAAAAUUGGAAAAAUUUAAACAAAUUUACAAAAUAUCAGAUAUUAAGAAGUUGGAAUCAACAUUUGAGGUAUCAGGAGAUAAACUUGAGAAAUUUAAAAUACCUAAUGAAGAACUUAAAAAAUUGAAUCAAAAAUAUGAACUAUCAAAUGACGAACUUAAUAAAUUAAAACUAAAGUAUGAAAUAUCAGAUAAUGAACUUGAUACAUUAAAAAAAAAACAUAAUAUAUCUGAUGAUGAUUUUAAUAAAUUGAAAACAACGUAUGGAGUAUUUGAUUAUGAAUUUAUGAAACUAGAACGAAUGCAAGAACUUAAAAAAUUGAAAACUGCUCUUGAUGAAUGGAAAAACACCCGGUAUAAGGCUUAUAGUCGUUCAAUUCUUUGUCUUAUUAUUAGUUCAAUGGGGCUUGUAAUUAGUAUUUUUCUUUUAUUUUCAUACCAAAGUGUGAUUGAGUCAGGUAUUACGAAUAUCGUUUCAGGAAUUUAUGCAGCAGGAAGCUUAACCAUACUGAUUACAAAUCUGAAAACUCUUAAUGACCUUUAUACUGGAGACAACAAAUCAGGCAAAUCAGAUAAAUCAGAUAUUAAGGAAGAGGAAAUUUCCGAUGAUAUUAUUAAAAGAUCUCUAAAAAAUCAUCCUCAUAGUCUUUAUCGAAAGAUAGAUUUUGUGGAAACAGUUAGAGAUAAUAUAAGUUAUUUAUUGACCGUGCAGACUAUAAUUGCUAUUAUAACAUCAGUUAUUUUAUUUAUUACAUCCAUUAUUGCUAUUUUAUACUGGCUUUAUGGGUCUGAUGAAUUUCAGUCUGCAAAUUAUGCUCUCAUUGUGAUGUCUAGUAUUGGUCUAUAUGAGUCUAUUGGUUUCAUGAUUUGCAUUAAUCUAGUUAUUCAUUCACAGCCUUACAAAUUAAAAAAGAACAUAAUAAAUAACCAUAAGGAUACAAAUAAAGCUAUAGAAGAAGGUGUAAAAUAUGAUGUAAAAGAUGAAGUGAGUGUAGCAGACCUUGAGGUGACAGUCGCUAUAAUGUGUCAGGUAGAAGAAUUAACGAAUUUGGAUAAAGAACUUUUUGAGAAAAAAGUCAAAGAUAUUAAGGAUGAUAUUAAGGAUUCUAAAGUUUAUUUUAAAGAAGAAGUCUUAAUGAAACAAUUUUUUCAAGAAGCUGCCACUAAUUUUAGAAAAUUUGGUGAAAUAUUGAUCCUUUCGAUUUUUUUCCCUAUAGUCUUCAUAUUUGGUGUAGUAUUUUUUGAAGGAGAUUUUAAAUUAAAAAGAACUAAUGUAGAUGAUUUGGAGAUAGAUAUUAUUAAUCAUAAUAUUUCUG